Alligator sinensis (Chinese alligator) is the source of this 1772-nucleotide messenger RNA. RefSeq names its product BCL2 antagonist/killer 1 (gene BAK1). NCBI's taxonomy places the organism in Eukaryota, Metazoa, Chordata, Crocodylia, Alligatoridae. The transcript has 6 exons. Gene Ontology annotation, molecular function: protein homodimerization activity; protein heterodimerization activity. Gene Ontology annotation, biological process: extrinsic apoptotic signaling pathway in absence of ligand; intrinsic apoptotic signaling pathway in response to DNA damage; regulation of apoptotic process. The coding region runs from base 282 to 950 and encodes 222 amino acids. The record is from RefSeq and is a predicted model, not a curated record. Gene Ontology annotation, cellular component: mitochondrial outer membrane.
UCAGAGAGAGUGUAAAUCCUCUCAAGGAGGAGAAAGUUGGGGAAAUGUGAUGGUCUGGCUGGGGAUUGGAGAGCAGGCUGCAGAAGGGAGGAGCCAGGAGGCUGUCAGGAGACUUGCAGAGAUAAAAGGGAGGCAUAAAGCUUAAAGUGCCUGGAGAAACGGAGUGAAACUUUGGAUGCUGAGGAACGGAGUGAAACUUGGAUGCUGUUCAAAGUGCCUAGCACUUGCCUUGCAGAGUAAAGCUGAGACCAUCUUCCCCUCCACCCAAGCUCCCCUCCACCAUGGCCUCGGGGAACAGUGACGACCCUCCUCAGGAAAGGAAUAGCAACUGGUCCGGGAGAAGAAACAGCAAUGGGCAAAGACGGCUGUCGGGGAUCAAUGCAGAGGACCAGGUGGCUCAGCAGACAGAGGAGGUGUUUCGGAGCUAUGCCUUCUAUCGCUACCAGCAGGAGAGGGAGGAGAGCACAGAGGAGAUGCCCAUGGAUCCCGAGAUUGCCGAGAUCCAGCAGGAGCCAGGCAGUACCAGUAGCCUGGUGGGCCGACGCCUGGCCAUCAUUGGCGACGACAUCAACAUGCGGUACGACGCUGAGUUCCGCAACAUGCUCAAGUCCUUGCAGCCCACAAAGGACAACGCCUACGAGUACUUCAUAAGGAUUGCCUCCAGCUUAUUCGACAGCGGCAUUAACUGGGGCAGGGUGAUUGCACUGCUGGGGUUCGGCUACCGGAUGGCAAUCCAUGUCUACCAGCACGGGGUGACCGGCUUCCUCCGGAGCAUUGCUCGCUACGUAGCAGAUUUCGUGCUCCGCAACCGCAUCGCCCGGUGGAUUGCACAGCAGGGAGGAUGGGUGGCAGCAUUGGACCUAGACAACGUUUACCUGAAGUACAUGAUGAUCGUGCUGAUUGCGGUCCUGCUGGGACAGUUCGUGGUACGUCGCUUCUUUGGACAUUGACCGUCAUGGAGGCGGAGGCCGAGGGUCCGGCUGAACUCUCAACACUCCGCUCUGUAACGACAUCUCCCAAGAGAGGGGCUCGGGGAACCACAAAGGGAGAUCUGCUUGGACCUACGACCUCUCUUCAACAAAGCACCAGGUUUUCUACCAUCCAUGGAGAGACUCUCCCAGAAACUACUCGGAGGCAUUGCAGGGGGGACAGAGCAAAUGCCCUGCUCUUUCCUAUCUCAUCCAGCUGUUGAGUCCUGGAGCAAGGGCCUUCCCAGUGGGCAGCAACAAGGGAGGGGUUCCAGGCUCCUCAAGUACAAAGAAACCAGAGAAACCCCAUUAGAGGAAUGAACACCCUGUUACCAUAAUGCUAUUCUCCUUGUCUGCUCAAUGGGGUUCUCGCAUGCUUCUUGCAAAGGGCACAGAUCCCUGUGUUCUCCAGUAUCAGCCUGGACCCCACCUGCACUUGUACAACAGAAUUAUAAGUCACAGGAGGAGGCCAAGCCAUGCGGGUUUUGCUUGUAGCUGCCCCACAGCCAAGCUCAGAUACUCAGCCUUACCAGUUCCUUUUAAAAAGCACCCUGCCUGCCUUUUUAACCCAACAGAAGAUUACUGGCAUUCUAGGUGCACCCCAGAGAGUGAUGGGUAGACUCUUCCUGCCAGAACUCAACUCUGGAGAUGUGUGUUUUCCCCACUAGCAUCACAGACAUGGGGUGGCUUUUGCUGGUCAUGAGCCCUUACAGAUGCUUCAGCCUUAAUGUGCUGGCAGGUAUAUCAAAUGAAGAGCUGGUAUUGAAUAGUAUCAAAUCAGACUUCCUGAGAAAGGACAGACAG